GCUUCACUCCACGUUGAGAGUCCGGAAUACAAACUGACGCCACAACCGGACUUUAUCUUUUUCUUCCGUCAACGGAACCAAGAACAGAAACAACCCGUGAAGUCUGCAUUGUUUUUAUUUUUGUCUGGAGGCUUAUUCCGCGGAGCUCCCUUCUUCCUCCGUCUCCUCCUCCCCGGUGGUGAGCGGGCUGCCCAGGUGAAGUGAGACGUCUGACUGCAUGAAGAGCUGGAGUCCCGGGACCCUGGUCCUCACCUAGACCCCCACGACCCCCCACUGCCUGGACAUGAGGUCGUUCCGAUCAUUUGCGAACGACGACCGCCACGUCAUGGCCAAGCACGCCAGCAUCUACCCGGAGCCGGAGGAGCUGGAGGCCGUCCAGACGCUGGUGUCCACCGUGGAGGGAGCCCUCAAGAAGGUCUCCGAUUGGAUGGACGGCCUCCGCGGAUCCUCGGGGAAGACCUCCGGCGAUAAGGGGGAGGAAGACGCUGCUGAGACGAAGUACGCCCCGCCCGACAGGACGCCGGCGCUGUGCGGCGUGACGCGGGUCGGCCCAUUGGCCAAAGGCCUGCUGAUCAAAGGGGACCUGGACCUGGACCUGGUGCUGAUGUGCAGAGAGAAACCCACCAAGCUGCUGCUGGACACCGUCAGCACCAACCUGCCGCUGCAGAUCCAGACGAUGACGGAGGACAAAUACGAGGUGCAGCCGUGCGUCCUCGAGGCCGCCAUCCGGGUCUGCAGCACCAAGGAGCCCCGACUGAGGCUGAAGAUCACCCUCUCCUCCUUAACCAUGAGGGAGGAGCACAAGAAGAAGGAAGAGGAGGAGGAGAAGGAGGAAGAGGAGGAGGACGUCCUGGACAGGAAGCAGUGCCGGGCGGCGUUGGCGGCGCUCCGACACGCCAAAUGGUUCCAGGCCAGAGUCACAGAUCUCAAGUCCUGCGUGGUGGUCUUGAGGAUCUUCAGGGACGUGUGCAGCCGGGUGUCCGGGUGGCGGCCCCUCACGGGACGGCCUCUGGAGCUGAUCUGUGAGAAGGCCGUGGCCACCUGCAACCGCCCGCUGGGUCCGGGGGAGGCCCUGCGGCGCGUCAUGGAGUGCAUCGCCUCGGGGGUCCUGCUGCCAGGAGGUCCAGGAGUUCACGACCCCUGCGAGAGGGAACCCACCGACGUCCUGUCCGACCUCGGCGCCCAGCAGGCCAGCGACAUCACAAACAGCGCGCAGCAUGCGUUACGCCUCCUGGCCUUUGGACAGCUUUACAAGGUCUUGAAUAUGGAUCCUCUCCCCUCAGCGAGGCUGUUAGAAGGAGGUCACAAGAGGCUUCGGGAGGUCGUCGGGUCGGACGACAGAGACUUCAUCAAAAGGAUGAAAGUCCAGGACUGGAGGAUGACGGACCCGAACCACCCCAUGAACGCCCUGAUGCGGCUCAAUCAGAUCCACCCGGGCCUCCAGUACCGCCUGCUGUCCCAGUCCGGCCCGGUCCACGCUCCGGUCUUCACCAUGUCUGUGGAGAUCCAGGGAACCAGCUACCAGGCCACCGGGAACGCCAAGAGGACCGCCAAGCUCCAGGUGGCCCUCAAGGCGCUGCAGGCUCUGGGCUUCGUGCUUGCAGGCGACGCAGACGUGGACUCGCUGAGCGCUGACGAGAAGUCAGACGGCGAGGGCAAGAACGACCGCUUGUCUACCAGCUCUAGCUCCACCUCCAUCACCUCCUCCACCGACGCACAGGAGUCCAGAGCUCCGGGUCCGAUCUUGACAGCUGGCGGUAAAAACCCGGUGAUGGAGCUGAACGAGAAACGCCGCGGCCUCAAAUACGAGCUGAUAUCGGAGAGCGGCAGCAGCUACGACAAACGCUUCAUCAUCGAGGUGGAGGUGGACAAGCAGCUUUUCCGGGGAACGGGUCCCAACAAGAAAGUAGCCAAAGCCAGCGCGGCGCUCUCGGCCCUGAAGAGCUUGUUCUCCGGCUCCAAACCCACGAGCAGCAAGAAGAAAAGGCCGAACCCUCUGCCGAAGCGGCCGGCGGCCUCGGUGCUGACCCUCCCAGCACUCGCUGCUGCCAGACCUACGCGGGUCCCCGUCAUCCCCAGAGCGCCCUACAUCAGCACCCCGCCCACACACGGGUACCUCCCCCAAGGUUUCGGUGCUCCUUACGGUUACAGCCCUGCAGGAGCCCUCCCUCCCUACGGCGGCCUGUACAUCGACAGCGCCUACUACCAGCCGCAGACCAUCGCCACGCCCAUCAUCAUCCACCUGGGCCCUCAGGACCUCUUCUGACCCCGAGACCAGAGCCGGCAGGUCCUUUAAACCCUCGUUGAACUCUGUCGGUGGCUCUCGUUUACUGCAGCGCCGCUCCUCCACCGCUCCGGGUUCCUCCUUUCCACGCGAGGCAAA
Cyclopterus lumpus (lumpfish) is the source of this 2383-nucleotide messenger RNA. Its product is annotated as spermatid perinuclear RNA-binding protein-like. Bases 284 to 2266 code for a protein of 660 amino acids. Gene Ontology annotation, cellular component: precatalytic spliceosome. The record is from RefSeq and is a predicted model, not a curated record. The transcript has 18 exons. Gene Ontology annotation, molecular function: double-stranded RNA binding; single-stranded RNA binding. Lineage: Eukaryota; Metazoa; Chordata; Actinopteri; Perciformes; Cyclopteridae.